Branchiostoma floridae (Florida lancelet) is the source of this 3469-nucleotide messenger RNA. RefSeq lists its product as uncharacterized. NCBI's taxonomy places the organism in Eukaryota, Metazoa, Chordata, Leptocardii, Amphioxiformes, Branchiostomatidae. Gene Ontology annotation, biological process: signal transduction. The record is from RefSeq and is a predicted model, not a curated record. The transcript is spliced from 11 exons. The coding region runs from base 206 to 3469 and encodes 1087 amino acids.
UCCAGAAAACGGAACUCGGUAGCCUUGUCAACUCAACCUGUUUGUGUUGUGUUUUCACAACAACAAUGCCCGUAGAUAAAGCUUCUGUAUUGUAGUCAAGCACGGUUAGUUACAUAUAAACUAACCUGAUCAUCCGUGAUGUUAUCAUUUUGUCCGACUUGCCUUCUUGCAGUGUGUAACUACCACAUCUGUCUGUUGAAGUGGUAUGAGUGGUCCAAAGGUGACUUUCAUCGUCAUGUUAGGAACGGUAUUGACCCUGGUAACGUCUACCCACAACAGUGCCGUCGUCAGAGUCGAAGAGGACCGAGGUUGGUCGGACUGUAGCCAGCCAUGUGGUGUGGGUUUCAGUGCCAGGAUGGCACCGUGUGCUUACAGCCCGCCACAGCUGUGUGACGUCAUUCCAGCCAGCAAAUUGUGCUUCUGGUCACCCUGCACAAUGCUACAAGAAGUGCUAUUCAUUCCUGUGGGCUCUUUCGUGGCCUACCACAUGCCUACCAACGCUCCCAUCAUCCUUAGAGUUUACCUCAGAUUCAAGUGCUUUCAUAUCUCCCGACACCCCUUUCACCUAUUCGAUACAGCAGAAAAGAAUCAUGGGAGAUAUGUGUCUUUGAACUGGCUCUCCGGAAUUUUAGAAUUGGAAUUGGACAUAGGGACGGGACCACUUAAAAUUGAAAGCUCCAUGCUACAGAAAGGUGAAUGGCACAGCGUUUCAUUUACAAUAGAGCCAACCCAGGUCACCAUGAAGGUAGACCACUCCCUAACAACGCUGAAAGAGGAAGUGCGACACACACGUGACGAUAUCCGACUGAGGCAUGAUGGGUAUUUCUGGCUGGGGAGCAGAUAUGAAUCAGGUCCAGAAUGUGACGUAGCCAUGGUGAUGGUGAACGGAGAGCUGUACGACAUAGAGGCCGGAUCGGGUAGAACUAAAACGUCCCCCGAAGUGACGAGAGGAGUCCAGAUUGUAGACGACGAAGAUGGCGCCGAUCUGGCUGUCUUUCGCGGGGACCAGAUUCUCCCUCUCGGAGCGAUCAAACCUCGUUCCCAGGAUAACGACAUCCUUUUGAAAGUCAUCUUGUGCGUCAAACUGGUUGGGACACAUGGCUUGUUGUUCGCAGCCACCGAUUCGAAUCUCGCGUCCGCUGUGUUGUUGUCUUAUCAUGAUAACACAGUGGAAGGAAACGUACAAUUCCGAGGAAGGCAGGCCAGGAUGGAUGCACAGAGCCAACUCAUUCAUGAAAAUUCGGUGAUCGCUAUUGAGCUGCUGGUCACAAAACAGUACCUGGUCAUCCGGACACCAGAAGCGAUGUUUCAUACCAAGCACAACUUGCACCUAUCUUCGUCCGACCUCUCGUCCUUGACCGAAGUGCAUGUCGGCGGCACCCUGGUCGAGUCCGGCCUUCCCGAUGACAUCGCAAACAGAGGAAAGUUCGUCGGUGUAGUCUACGAGGUCUGGGUCAACGACAAGCACUACACUCUAACCACCAUGGACUUUGCUGACGUAAAAGCAUUGACGUAUCCUGUGGCGGUUAAAGUGUUGGAGAAACCUCUGGAGGAUCAGUUUGUUCUGAGUUGCCAUGACGACACAUCAACAAUGGACAUCUUAAUGAAUGCCCGCACGUGGAAACACAAUGGACAGGAAAUAACAAACACAAAACACGUGUUCGUGAAGAAUACAAGAGGUUUGGAAUCGGAAACGAUCUAUUCGCACCUCCACUUCACCAACUUCUCGCGGAGGGACAGCGGUCUGUACGUGUGUGAGGGGCAGCUGGCAGGGGUGGACAUCCCGCAGAAAGUCGUGCUGCUGAAAGUACACAUGCCGCCAAACUGGGCCUCAAUGAACGAAGACCAUGACAUGAUGUAUUUGAUCAUCUUCCUGGCCACUGUUAGUGGUGCCUUCCUUGUCGGACUGGUUUUCUGUCUCAUCUGGUGCGGUUGUCAAUCAAGAUGGCAACGACGGAGGAGACCGCCUUCCAUACCCCCCAAUCUACCCAAAGGAGUGAAGAAAACGACGUUCAAGAAGACCAUGAAUGAACUAAGGUCGAAGUUAAAAACCAUAAACCGCGUCAGACGAGAAAGCCGGAUCCACGAACUGGAGGAACACGAUCGCCUGAUUCCUUCUGAUGCUUCUGAGGGAGAAAAACAUGACCAAACGUUUGCGGAUUUUGAAGAUGGCGGUAGACUAACAGAAGAAGAAUGGGGUGAAAGCAGAGUAGGUUCUUUGAGCAAAAUGAGGGAAACCCCCGACGGUGCGCCCAUUAGUCCACAGUCAAGCCCUGUUGCGACUCCUAAGAAAACAGACUCCAUAGCAUUAGCUAUGGAUAUCAAUGAUGGCUCAAAGAGACCAACGUUAGGCCACACGGAGACCAAGUCGCUUGUAUCAGUUCUUUCUAGUCACAGCAGAGAUGUGGCACAAGAAAGCAAUGCCUUUGAAGCAAUGGGAGAAAAGCAGGCGACUAUGAAGACAGAGGCUGACUCGGAAAGAAGGAUGUCCGUUCUUAUGUCACCUGCCCCGUUCCACCGUCCCAGUGCUAUCUCAUCAAACGUCAUAUCGUCUGUUGAGAAACCAGCAAGAUUAGAACAGAUCUCUCGUACAUCGACCAACGUUAAACUUUCAAGAUCAUUUAUAUCGAAUCUUUCCACGGGACCAAAGGUGUCAAAGCUGUCUAUUGGAGAGUCAGAAACUGCACUGAUACCACGACUGUCGUUGUCGGAUACUACAAGGCUGAGUAUUGAAAGGGUAACUGCCUCUAGGCACAGCCUACUUUCCUCUGGCCCUCCUUCUGCUCCAAGUGCACCGGGACCUCCUCCAAAAGGACCACCAGGCCCUCCGUCUGCUCCAAGUGCUCCAGGCCCUCCUUCAGCUCCAAGUACAUCAGGCCCUCCUUCUUCUCCAAGUGCACCGGGACCUCCUCCAAAAGGACCACCAGGACCUCCUACUCCAAGUGCUCCAGGCCCUCCCCCUGCUCCAAGUGCUCAUGGCCCUCCUCCUGCUCCAAGUGCUCCAGGCCCUCCAUCUGCUCCAAGUGCUCCAGGCCCUCCUCCUGCUCCAAGUGCUCCAGGCCCUCCAUCUGCUCCAAGUGCUCCAGGCCCUCCUCCUGCUCCAAGUGCUCCAGGCCCUCCAUCUGCUCCAAGUGCUCCAGGCCCUCCCCCUGCUCCAAGUGCUCCGGGCCCUCCUUCUGCUCCAAGUGCUCCGGGCCCUCCUUCUACUCCAAGUGCUCCGGGCCCUCCUUCUGCUCCAAGUGCACCAGGACCUCCACCUGCUCCAAGUGCUCCGGGCCCUCCUUCUGCUCCAAGUACACCAGGCCCUCCUCCUGCUCCAAGUGCUCCGGGCCCUCCUCCUGCUCCAAGUGCUCCGGGCCCUCCUCCUGCUCCAAGUGCUCCGGGCCCUCCUUCUGCUCCAAGUGCUACGGGCCCUCCUUCUGCUCCAAGUGCUCCAGGACCUCCACCUCCCCCACCACUUCCACCCUGA